Messenger RNA from Hepatospora eriocheir, 450 nucleotides. The record is from the annotation of a GenBank genome assembly. Lineage: Eukaryota; Fungi; Microsporidia; Hepatosporidae.
AUGGGUGUUUGGGAUUUUAAAAUUAAUGUAGGUAAUGUUCCUGUUAGUGGUAUUUCUUAUUUACUUACACCUCCAUUUUCAUUCUAUGAUGGUAUUUCAAGACCUUUCUACUUGCUAUUCUACAUUUCUUUCAAUUUAAUAGCUUCUGCUUUUAUAUCUAAAAAUUGGACUGACAAUCAAUCUGAUUCAUCUGCUAAAGUUUAUCAAAAGUUUAAGGAAAACGGAAUGAUAAUUAAGGGUGUUAGAGAGACUAAUACUUAUAACGUACUUAAUGACAACAUUACUAUUGCUUCUAUUCUAUCUGGUUUAGUUACUGCUUCUGUAAUUAUGUUCUGUGAUAUUACGUCAACGAUUAGUUCUGGUACAAAUAUGUUCUUAGCUGCUUCUAUUAUCAAUCAAUAUGUUAAAAUGGUUAUGGAGGAUUCUUACACUAGUGGUAGGAGUAAGUAG